CUCCAUUAUCUAUAUUUAGCACGUCCCUUCACGUGUUCGAUCUUCAGUCUCCUGAGAACCGUUUUCGCAUAGAGGACGACAUCAUUUCGUUGCUCUGUGUAAGACGCUCAUCCCACAGACGUUGACAUUCUGUUUCACUUUUAAUACUCUUUAAAAUGCGCGAAUGUAUCUCAAUCCACGUUGGACAAGCCGGAGUCCAGAUCGGCAACGCCUGCUGGGAGUUAUAUUGCCUGGAACAUGGGAUUCAGCCUGACGGCCGCAUGCCCACUGACAAGACAAUUGGUGGAAACGAUGACUCGUUCAACACAUUCUUCUCAGAAUGCGGAUCUGGCAAGCAUGUCCCGAGAGCUAUCUUUGUCGAUUUAGAACCGACGGUGGUAGAUGAAGUUCGAACAGGCACUUAUCGCCAACUUUUCCAUCCGGAGCAACUCAUCACUGGCAAGGAAGAUGCCGCCAACAAUUAUGCCCGAGGCCACUACACCAUUGGAAAGGAAAUUGUCGAUUUGGUACUUGACCGUGUACGCAAACUAUCAGAUCAAUGCAGCGGCCUUCAAGGAUUCCUCAUUUUUCAUUCGUUUGGCGGAGGCACUGGAUCAGGGUUCACUUCCCUUUUAAUGGAACGUCUCUCCGUUGAUUUCGGCAAGAAAUCUAAACUGGAAUUUGCCAUCUAUCCAGCACCUCAGGUUUCUACUGCCGUUGUUGAGCCUUACAACUCAAUUUUGACUACGCACACUACUUUGGAGCAUUCUGAUUGCGCAUUCAUGGUGGACAAUGAGGCUACCUACGAUAUCUGUCGUCGAAACUUGGAUAUUGAGCGACCCAGCUACACAAAUUUGAAUCGUUUGAUUGGUCAGAUCGUCUCAUCCAUAACUGCGUCUCUUCGCUUUGAUGGAGCUCUCAAUGUCGACCUAACUGAAUUCCAGACCAAUUUGGUCCCAUAUCCUCGUAUCCAUUUCCCAUUGGUAACUUAUGCUCCAGUUAUUUCCGCUGAAAAGGCUUACCAUGAGCAGUUGACAGUCGGAGAGAUCACGACCUCCUGCUUUGAACCAGCCAACCAAAUGGUGAAAUGCGAUCCUCGUCAUGGCAAAUACAUGGCCUGCUGCAUGUUGUACCGCGGUGAUGUCGUCCCUAAAGAUGUCAAUGCAGCUAUUGCCACCAUUAAAACUAAGCGUUCAAUCCAGUUUGUUGAUUGGUGUCCUACUGGUUUCAAGGUCGGUAUCAACUAUCAGCCCCCGACUGUUGUCCCUGGCGGUGAUCUGGCUAAGGUUUCUCGUGCUGUUUGCAUGUUGUCUAACACUACCGCCAUCGCUGAGGCUUGGGCUCGCUUGGAUCACAAAUUUGAUCUGAUGUACGCCAAACGUGCUUUUGUUCAUUGGUAUGUCGGAGAGGGUAUGGAGGAAGGAGAGUUUUCCGAGGCUCGUGAAGAUCUCGCCGCUCUCGAAAAAGAUUAUGAAGAGGUCGGAAUGGAUUCUGUUGAUGGCGAAGGCGAAGGCAACGACGAAUAUUAAAUCAAUUCUCUAUUGCUAAGAUAUCGUGUACCGUUUAACCUAGCGGCAUAUGCUUGCUCUCUAGCUUUUGUGGUAUAUUCAUCUGCCAUAUAUUUGAUGCCUUUAAAGUUAAUACCUAAAUUCUGGAAUUAGUUCAAUUUUAUUUAUUCUCUAUAAAGUUCAUCAUGUUAAGUAUUUUCAGAGUAUUAAGUAAACAUGGUCCCCCUAAUCAAAUGGA
Daphnia magna is the source of this 1725-nucleotide messenger RNA. RefSeq names its product tubulin alpha-1 chain. The transcript has 6 exons. NCBI's taxonomy places the organism in Eukaryota, Metazoa, Arthropoda, Branchiopoda, Diplostraca, Daphniidae. Gene Ontology annotation, biological process: mitotic cell cycle; microtubule cytoskeleton organization. Gene Ontology annotation, cellular component: cytoplasm; microtubule. Bases 156 to 1508 code for a protein of 450 amino acids. The record is from RefSeq and is a predicted model, not a curated record. Gene Ontology annotation, molecular function: structural constituent of cytoskeleton; GTP binding.